Molecule: messenger RNA, 925 nt
Organism: Peromyscus leucopus (white-footed mouse)
Lineage: Eukaryota; Metazoa; Chordata; Mammalia; Rodentia; Cricetidae
Exons: 2
Coding region: 1-660 (219 amino acids)
Source: RefSeq, a predicted model, not a curated record
AUGUCCCAGAUAUUGGGGUCAGACAUUGGGCCCGCCUUCGUCUCCCAGACCAUUAAGGAGACUUUAACCAAAUUAACGCUUGCAACUAGCACUAGAGAUUGGGUGCUCCUACUCCCAUUAGUCCUUCACCGAGCCCGGAAUACUCCUGGGCCUCACGGCCAAACCUUGUUUGAGAUUAUAUAUGGGGCUCCCCCACCAAUUGUAAAUUUCCUUCACCCUGAUAUCUCCUCUUUUGCCACUAGCCCUACCCUGGAGGCACACCUUCAAGCCCUCCAACUGGUACAAAAGACGGUGUGGAAACCCCUGGCUGAUGCCUAUCGGGAGCAACUGAAUCGCCCGGUGGUGCCUCACCCAUUCAAGAUUUGGGACUCUGUCUGGGUCCGACGCCAUCAAUCCAGGAACCUAGAGCCAAGGUGGAAAGGACCAUACACCGUCCUGUUAACUACUCCCACCGCACUCAAGGUUGACGGGAUAGCAGCUUGGGUCCACGCGUCGCAUAUGAAGGCUGCCAAGGAACCCGAUGAAGCUGAGAGCACCGAGACAUCUAGUUCAACGCUCUCCAAACCCACUAAAGAUAAGACUCACCCGGGGGUCCCCUUGAUCCCCCUAAUAGUCCUCCUGACAUUAGGAGGGGCAUCACCAGAGAGCCUGUUUCCCUGACGCUGGCCCUGUUACUGGGAGGAAUUACCAUGGGCGGAAUAGCUACUGGGGUAGAUACAGGGACCGCAGCCCUUAUGGAGACCGGCCAAUUCAGACAGCUCCAAGUAGCCAUGAAUACAGACAUCAAAGCCCUAGAGGAAUCGGUUAGUGCAUUAGAAAAAUCCUUGACAUCCCUAUCAGAAGUAGUGCUGCAAAAUAGGAGAGGGCUGGACAUACUCUUCCUACAAGAGGACGAGUUAUGUGCUGCCCUCAAAGAAGAAUGCUG